This is a messenger RNA of Colletotrichum destructivum, 1377 nucleotides long. RefSeq names its product Putative acyltransferase 3 domain-containing protein. Gene Ontology annotation, molecular function: acyltransferase activity, transferring groups other than amino-acyl groups. The coding region runs from base 1 to 1377 and encodes 458 amino acids. Gene Ontology annotation, biological process: polysaccharide biosynthetic process. The record is from RefSeq and is a predicted model, not a curated record. Gene Ontology annotation, cellular component: membrane. The transcript has a single exon. Lineage: Eukaryota; Fungi; Ascomycota; Sordariomycetes; Glomerellales; Glomerellaceae.
AUGGAGCGGAUGCGCUGGCUCGACGGCAUCCGCGCCGUCGCCGCCGUCUCCGUGUCGUACAACCAUUACGCCAUGAGCGAGUUCGCCGCGCCAUACAACUCCUUCUGGGCCUCGCCGGCCUCCGAGAACCGCUGGCUGUUCCAGCUGCCCGUCCUCCGCAUCCCCUUCGCCGUCCACGCCAUGGUCCCGCUCUUCUUCCUCAUCGGCGGCUACGCCAUGGCGCACAGCUGCGCGUCCGCCCGCCGCGGCGACUACUCGGCCUUCUCCCGCUACUUCCAGCGCACCCUGGUCCGCCGCUGGCUGCGGCUGUACCUCCCCAUCGUUCCCAUCACCGUCAUGGCGCACCUGGCCUACUUCGCCGGCAUCACGACCCGGCCCUUCGCCGAGCAUGUCACCCGGGGCCUCGAGCCCUGGACCGCGCCGGCCCGCCAUGUGCGCUAUCUCCUGGACUACCUCGUCGACAUCGCCGAGCCCGUCAACCUGGCGUGGCACGAGAACUUCAACAACCAGAUGUGGACCAUCCCCGUCACCUUUCGCGGGUCCUGCGUCCUCUACCUCACCCUGCUCGGCUGUUCUCUGUGGAAGACGCCGCACAAACUCGCCGGCAUGGCCUUCCUCGCCGCGUACUUCAUGUACCACGGCUACUGGGACCUCUUCUGCUUCCUCGGCGGCGCGUGGCUGGCCGAGGCUGUGGCCCUCGUCAAAGAGGAGCACGAGUGGUACAUCACCGGGUCGCCGAAGCUGUUCUCCCGGAGACCUGCUUCGAUCAGAGCCAGGCUCGCCAGGACAGCCAAGACCCUCCUUUUCUUCGGUGGCCUGUAUCUCAUGUGUUUCGAGGGCGACGAGGGCACUGGAGAAGCCCACGCCGGCUACCGCUGGCUGGCAUCUCUCCGCUCUAGGCGCUGGACCGCGUCCGCGCCGUACGAGUUCUCCGUCGUCCGGUCCUGCUGGCACUCGUUCGGGGGGCUGAUGGUCGUCUCGGUCGUCGCCACGUCCCCUCGCGUCGCGAGGCCGCUCGAGUACCCCGUCCUGCAGUAUCUCGGUAAGAUUUCCUUCUCGUGGUACCUCGUGCACCAGCUGCCCCCCAUCAUCCUGAAGGACCCGCUGAGGAACUUCUUCUGGACGUUGCUGAGGCCGCAAGACGCGGUCCACCCGCCCAUGUCCGAGGCCGUGGAACACCCCUGGACGCUGGCCCUCGGGUGGACGGCGGCAGCGGGUAUCAUCUUCUUCCUGACAUGGAUAUCCGCCCAUCUCUACUACCAACACGUCGAGGAAAAGAGUAGUGUGUUGUCGAAGAGGAUUGAAGAUUGGGUUAAUGCGCCUAGCCAUGGUGAUGCCGGUGGAAAGACGCUCUAUCCUGUCGGCAGGCUCCCUUAG